Molecule: messenger RNA, 429 nt
Organism: Cynara cardunculus var. scolymus (artichoke)
Lineage: Eukaryota; Viridiplantae; Streptophyta; Magnoliopsida; Asterales; Asteraceae
Product: agamous-like MADS-box protein AGL21
Exons: 4
Coding region: 1-429 (142 amino acids)
Biological process (GO): positive regulation of transcription by RNA polymerase II
Cellular component (GO): nucleus
Molecular function (GO): protein dimerization activity; DNA-binding transcription factor activity, RNA polymerase II-specific; RNA polymerase II cis-regulatory region sequence-specific DNA binding
Source: RefSeq, a predicted model, not a curated record
AUGGCAAGAGGCAAGAUAACGAUCAGAAGGAUCGAUGACACAACAAGUAGGCAAGUGACAUUCUCCAAGAGAAGAAAUGGGUUGUUAAAGAAAGCAAAAGAGAUCGCAAUCCUAUGUGAUGCUCAAGUUGGAGCCAUCGUCUUCUCCAGCACUGGCAAGCUCUCUGAAUUCUCCUCCACCAGCAUGAAAUCAGUGAUUCAACGCUAUAAUAGAACACAAGAAGAGAACAAUCAACUAUUGAAUCCAAUGUCAGAGGUCAAGCUUUGGCAAAUGGAAGUGGCUGUAUUGAAGCAAAAAUUAGAGACCUUGCAAGAGACUCAUCGGCAAGGGAUGGGAAAUGAACUCAGUAACAUGGGUGUUGAAGACCUGCAAAGACUAGAGAUUCGGUUGGAAACGAACCUACGCAACAUUCGCUUGAAGAAGGUAUAA